Messenger RNA from Anneissia japonica, 3743 nucleotides. RefSeq names its product microsomal triglyceride transfer protein-like. Lineage: Eukaryota; Metazoa; Echinodermata; Crinoidea; Comatulida; Comatulidae. Gene Ontology annotation, molecular function: lipid binding. The record is from RefSeq and is a predicted model, not a curated record. Gene Ontology annotation, cellular component: basolateral plasma membrane; Golgi apparatus; endoplasmic reticulum. Gene Ontology annotation, biological process: lipid transport; lipoprotein metabolic process.
GUUCUGCUUUGAACUAUGAACUUGGAAAGAAGUACAGGUACAGUUAUGAGACAGAGGUUAAAGUUGAUGACCCUUCUCUAACCAAAGACACUAUCGGACACUCCGAAGCUGGAUUUAAAUUGUCCUCAAAUGUAGACCUUGUGGUUGCAUGGCAAAAUAGUGCUAAUAAACAAGAUCAAUUAAUUCAAUUAACAGUUCAAGAUGUAAAACUUUCUAAUGUCUCUGAGAGGCCAGAGGAUCGAAAUACAUUUGCAAAUGUACCUCGUACAUUACAAGCAGUUUCACCCUACUCGGUAUUCUUCCAAUGGAAUGAUGGUAGAGUUGGGUCAGUCUACGCUAACGAAAAGGACGCAUCAGGUUCCUUGAAUGUAAAACGUGGCCUGAUUAGUCUACUACAAAUACAAUUGGCAGAUGGCAAAGUGACUGAGACUGAUGCAUCGGGGGAAUGUCAGGUGACGUAUACUGCUAAGGGCAAUAGUAUUGAGAAAGUAAAGAAAGCAAGUACCUGCACAACGGAAUCAGAUGUCAAGUUCUACCAUCCAAAACGCAUCAUGGAUAUUGACAUCACAUCAGAGGUCAGAGCAGCUUAUCAGUUGUCAGCUGAUAGCUCUCUUAUCCAAUCAGCAAGCAGCUUUGAAAGCCAUUUGACUGGAAUCAAUGUUAGAAAAUCUCUGGCGUCUUCUGUGGUUUCCAAGCAAUUACUGACAUAUACCUCAACCGAAGAGGGUGGUAAGACACUGCCGGGAGCCACCAUCGAUGAUGCAUUGCAAGGAGAUUCCAACCUUGUUGCCACAUCAUUGAUCUCAGAACCAGCCAAACAACAGUGUGCUAGUGGCUGUGAAAUUCCAUCCAAGGUUAUUGAAAAUUUAAGGUCAAAGUUGAAAGGAGAAUACAUGUCUAAAACAAAGUCAGCUAUAGCAUCGAUUGACGCUGUUCUUGCAUUCAGGAAUGCUGGCAGGGACACACUUCUGGCUAUCCUGAGGGAUCGUAGAAAUGAAGAAAUUUUACCUCAAUUAUUAGAUAUACUUGCAGCAACACAGACUCUGGCGUCUGAACAGGCACUGUUGGAGUUAGUAGAUUUCAAAGAUGAAGAACUAAUAGAAAGUAUUGAGCGACUUCUGCUUGUUACUGGCUACAACAACCAUCCUAGUGAAUUUCUUCUACAAACAUAUUUGGAUAUGCUGAAAAAUAAUGGUGUUCCAAACGCUGAAGCUAAAGAGACACUUGCUCUUACUCUUGGGAAUUUACUAGGAACAUACUGUGGUAUAGAAUCCAGAUGUCAAACAAAGGUUGCUGUAGAUAUUCGAGAAUAUCUUCUGGAGAUGGUGAAGUCUGAUGAUGUACCAACCAGAUGUCAAGGACUCCGUGCAUUGGGUAAUGCUGCUCUGCCUUCCCUCUUCCAGGUCAUUGUUGAUGUUGCGGCGAAUGCAGACGAUGCAGAUGUAAUUACCACAGCAAUUAAUGUUAUGCAUGUCUAUGAUGAAGAUUUUUUCACAAAAGAUGUGAAUGAUGUAUUGAACAGGAUUUACCAUGAGCUCCGCCGUGAGUAUACCUACGUGAUAAGGCUUACCGCAGCCAACACCCUUCUCACUAAGAAGCCUUCUGAGCAGGAUGUAAUCGACAUCCUCUUUUCACUUAGUGAUCAAAAAGUUCCAGAAAUGGUGAGGUUUCUUACAGCAAAGAUUGAUAACCUUAUGACCUUAGAUUGUGUGGCAGGACAAACUGUUCGUAAUACUUUGUCUUCAGCUGCGGUUAGCAACUACAAUACACGCGCUCACAGUGGGCUCUCUGCAGCUUUUACUAAUGUCAUGGCAGACACUGCUGACUCCCUUGCAUCAUUUGAUCAAGAUAUUUUAUUUACAUCAACUGCUGUACUGCGUAAGAGUGACUUUUCUGUUAAUCUUGAGGCUGAUAACAACACUCUACAGAUUGCCAAUGUUGGAAUUUGGGCAAGAGGUUUGGAAACUUUCCUUGGCGAAGACACAGGAGAAGAUGCAGGAGCUGCUGCUGGUUUGUCUGUCAAAAUUAUGGACGUUCAGCUUCGACCUAUGUCUUUCUCUGCAACCAUGAGUGACAUCAUGAGUCUUGUGUGGAGUAUGGGGUCAGACAGUAGUAUGACAGCCCUUCAGGGUAUUAUUUUGCUCCAGGAUCAUUAUGAGCACAUCCGCCUGCAAUCUGGAUUUGAUGUUGAGGUUGCGGUCCAGGGUACAGUCUCCCUCAAACUAAGUGGCGGUCUUGAUUUCAGUCUUUGGGAGCGGUCCUCCACAACUUCUAUUUAUAACAAUGGUGCUAUGGCUGUACGAGGAUCUCUAAAACUUGAUACAGGUUUCCUCCAAACCGGAAUGGAAUAUUCCGCUGAUGCUGAUGGUAGCAUCACCUUUGUAACUACAGUACUAUUUGCUGAAUUACCUGCCAAGUUUUGUAUGCAAAUGAUGCAGGACCCAUUAUUAUUCAGACACCGAGUUCGUAAAUAUGAGGAGCUAACUGGCUCCACACAUAAGUUUACUGUGGGGGUAAACAGGAAGGCCCUUGCACCACCGCUGUCUUUCAAACUCUACAAGCAAAAUUCAAUUCAAUGUGAUGAGAUGCUGGGCCAGGAAGAAGAAGAUAGUGGUUCCUGGUGGUAAUUUUAACCCUACUCUACUUUCUGUUUCCAGAUCUAUUUCAGAUGUUUAUUAUUAUACAGUAAUAGUUUUGUCUCAAAUUCUCAGAAUAUGUUUGGGAAAAAAGCAUUCAAAAAAGCCUGUCAAGUGUUAUUAGGAAAUUUAUAUUUGCCACAAGGUGAUCUGUCAUGAAGGUAACUAAUUGUCAGGAAGGUGACUUCUAUUUUGGUGAUUUACCUGUAACCUGCCACAAGGGUGAAUUACCAUGAUGGUAACUUACCUUGAAGGUGAUUUACCAUUAUAAAGGUAACAUACCAUGCGGUAACACCAUAGAGGCAAGUUUUACCAUGAGGGUGAUUUACCAUGAAAGUGACUUGGGUUACAUUGCCAAGAUGGUCACUUUCCAUCAAGGUGACUUACCAUGAGAGUGAAUUACCAUAAGAGUAACUUUCCACCAGGGUAUCUUAUGUUUUACUUUAUGUAAUACCUUCCCUGCUUAUAAAACAUAGGUGUAAUGAAAAAUACCCUAUUUAAUACCAUUAAGUGUGUUCCAAUUAUGUGUUAAAAGGUGUGUUUUCUGUAUUAAUUUGUCUUUCUUACUUUUACAUUCUCAUUUUUGGAUAAUAUAAUACCACUAUGCAAAAAAUAUUUUGUUCUAUGUCAAAAUAGAUGGCUAGGAAUUUUUGCAAGAUAUAUUUUUUACCUGGAAGUGUGUGUAAAAUUUAUAUUUCAUUUUUUCAGAUUCUCUUUUCAAAGUAUCCUUAUCCUUCAUUAGUGAUUACGAACUCAUAACAUUCCAUUUGUGAAAGAAAGUUAUCAGUAACUUGUUUGAGUCUGCUUGAAUCAUAGAUAAUAUUUAUCACUGUCAAUUUUAAAAUUUAUAGAUAAAUAAUGCUCUCAUGUCUGUAGUACUACUAGAUUAGAAGUAGCAACUUUGUUGUUAAUUUUAUAACCAGUGAGGUGAGCUUAGCCUCUUGAAUUUGAAUUCAAUAACAUGAAUUUAAAUUUGACAUGUACCAGCAAAGUAUUAUGCCUGUUUCUGUAGAGUGUGGAAGUAUAAAUUAUGGUUUUGUAUCAUACACUGUAAGCCUCAUGUUAAUGAUACUAUGGGUAGACCCUGAAAAUAAAAAAAUAAAAAAA